AUGCAGCAGAGAUCCAGUUAACCUGAAAUAUUUAACUAUUGUCCCUAUGAUGGGUAUAAAUUUACUACAACAGAUACUUCUUGCUUACUUUGCAAAAGAGUUAGAGGAAAUAUGACAAAAUAAAUCGAUCCACCAAAAAAGGCAGCUAAGAAAUGGAGCAAAGUACUUUACGAGCAGAGAGGACAUGAAGAUAACUAUUUUGAUGAAACAUUUCUAAGUUCUCUUGUGCAAAAAAACAAUAGAAGCAAUAUACAAUUACGAGAGGUAAUCGAAAAAACUUUAGAUGUGACUUGGGCAAUAAAUUUAGUUGCAAUAUUUCUGCUGAUUUUUCACUACAUGAAAUCUAGCAUUCUCUCUGAAGGCGUUUUGAUUUCAGUUGUAUUCAUUUCAAGCAUGGUUUGCACUUUCCUCUACAUAAUCAUAUCAAAAAAUAUCAUAAAGACAUAAACUAUUUUCAAAAACAUAAAGAGAACAUUAUUUUUGGUUUGUGCUCUUUUUUUCUUGUCUCCAAUAAUGAAAACAGUAAACGAAACAUACGCAGACAACACUACCUAUGCACUCUCUAUAGGCUUAAUUAUCUUCCAUUUGAUAUUUAAAGACUAUAGUGCUGAAAAUACAUGCAGUGUAAAAGAUUGGAAUUGUAAUUCUUCAACUUUAGCAGCAUAUGCUUUUUCAUCUUUUUUGGGAUCAAGAUUAAAUAAUGAUUUUUAAGUAUUUACUCUAUUAUUCAGCUUCUUGAUCUUGUUUUUCUACUCUUCCUUUUUUAAGAAAGAAGUCAAAGAUUUUUCAACCACUUUAUACAAGUCAUGGAAUUUCAUUUCAUCAGUUAUUCUAUUUUUUAUGAUUUUAAAUGUCUCAAAAAUCCUUGGAUUUUUGUUUUUAUUAGGUUAAAUCUUUAUAACUUUCAUUUGUCCUAUGUGGUUGAUUUGGCUUUAUUAAUACAAAAGGACAUUCCAUGGACCUUGGGAUUUACCAGAGGGUAUCCAAGUAAAGGAUUGA
This is a messenger RNA of Tetrahymena thermophila SB210, 999 nucleotides long. RefSeq names its product phosphatidylinositol N-acetylglucosaminyltransferase subunit C. The transcript has 9 exons. Gene Ontology annotation, biological process: GPI anchor biosynthetic process. The record is from RefSeq and is a predicted model, not a curated record. Gene Ontology annotation, cellular component: membrane; glycosylphosphatidylinositol-N-acetylglucosaminyltransferase (GPI-GnT) complex. Lineage: Eukaryota; Ciliophora; Oligohymenophorea; Hymenostomatida; Tetrahymenidae.